CAAAACUGACUUGAGUCUUGUAUUUUGCUUUCAUCAGAACGCGUGCUCUAGCAAUCCUUGUGUUAAUGAAAGGACCUGUCUGAAUGGAUUUACUGACAAGAAAUACCAUUGCGUGUGUCCAGCUUACCUUACUGGAGAAAACUGCGAAAUAGCGUUAUUUCAGACCUGCAGGGAGCUGUAUGGCAACUGUAAAUGGUGUAAAAGGAACAAAGCUUAUUCCCUGAAGCUGGGAUCUGCAACAGUUCCUGUCUAUUGUCACAUGACUGAUGAUGACCUUGGCUCAUGCGGAGGUGGUGGAUGGACGCUGGUCAUGAAGAUCGAUGGUAACAAGAGAACUUUCCAUUACAGUUCCAGUCUUUGGGUGAACCAAGAAUCAUUCAACGUUUCUGAGGGAGAGACUGGGCUUGACUUACAAGAGACUAAGCUGCCGACCUACUGGAACACACCCUUCUCCAAGAUCUGCCUUGGUAUGAAGAUCGGCCGUCAGAUCAACCUCAUUGUCAUCAACAAGCAGGCCAACUCUCUGUACUCACUGAUCGCUGACGGCCAAUACCGCAACACCCCACUAGGCCGUAAUACGUGGAAGAAGCUGAUUGGUUCACAGGCCUCCUUACAUUUGAACUGUAACAGGGAAGGGUUCAAUGUUGUUUCUGACACUGAUUGGAUGUCAAAAGCAAGAAUCGGUUUGCUUGGUGACGAUAAUCCCAACUGCUACAAAAGUAAAUCUAGAAUCGGGUUCGGUACAAGAGGAUAUCCACAUGACGAUGUUACCUGUGGAAACACAGCUAUCAACGGACCAGAUAAUGGAGACAAACGCAUCGAAGCAAUGGGAUACAUUUUGGUGCAGUGAUAAGGAACUGAUAAAUUGAACUUGAUUUUUUGUCUUUGUUGCUGUAGUCGAUUAGAGUCGACGUUGAAAGGUAAUACCUUAGUUAUACGUGACGAAAAAAAUAGGUAUUUAACACAAGCAGAAAUUUUUUAGCUUAAGAGGAUCUUGUUACCGGCCUGAGAAGCAAGUAUUCCUAUAGCUCAGGAUGACAUAAUAAGCAAUUAAUUAAUCAAUACUGAAGGAAAUUAAACUUGUUACAAAAGAAGUAAGAAAUGUUUUACCGUUAGUGUUACUUACAUGUAGUAACAGCUUAACUUAAAGAACCGCUUUGCUUAAUUUUAUUUAUCUAUUUUAUUGUUUAUUUUGGACUGCUGUAUAUAAUCAUACAACUGCGGUGGUAUUGAAGUGGUAAUUUAAUUAACGUGUAUAGAAGGGAGUAAAGUUUGUGAUAUCAAUAAAGGGUUGUCAUCUCA
Messenger RNA from Orbicella faveolata, 1302 nucleotides. Its product is annotated as putative skeletal organic matrix protein 5. NCBI's taxonomy places the organism in Eukaryota, Metazoa, Cnidaria, Anthozoa, Scleractinia, Merulinidae. The record is from RefSeq and is a predicted model, not a curated record.